GAAAGACAGAAAACAACAGAUAUAGAAACACUUCAGCUGACUGAACCAAGCAAGCCAAGUCGAGGUUGUGCCACGUGUAAGAAGCGAAAGAUCAAAGUGGGUAAGCAGGAUUCCGUUUAUUAUGCAAGUCACUCACAGAAAUAUAGNUGCGAUGAAGGUCGACCAACAUGCACACAAUGUGAGAAGAGCUCGCGAGUAUGUUUGGGCUACAAGGAUGAAGCAGACUAUAUCUUCCGGAACCAGACAGAGAAAGUGACCGGUAGAGUCACAAAAGCAAGAAAGCCGCGAGCAUCCAGAUCUCCUGAUUCGACAAGUAGCAAGAACGGAACUGCGAUAGCACGUGCAAAGGCCGAUAAGACAGAUGUCUCGACCGAUAUGCCAAUCACCUUCAUCGACUCUCAUCUAGGGUUAAGUCCGCACAACCAGAUAAUGCUCAGGCAGGGGCUCUCACAAAUGGGACUUGCAGCCAGGACGACUAUCUGUCAGCAGCCUACCUUCUCUAUAGAAGAAGAAGUCGUCCAGGUGUACUUUAGAAACUUUGCUCGACUGUACAGAACUCAAGAUACCGUCAGUGGAUUCCUUCCCUUCCUGGCUCCAAUGUACAGCAAUGCUGCAAAGGGCUCGUUGCUACAGACUGCUACUCACGCAGCAGCACUGUGUGCUAUUUCUCAAUUACCGAAUCAGGAGCAUUUGCAUUACCGCGCAGCCGAUACUUAUGGCAAGGCUAUGCGGAUUGCUGCUGGGGCCCUCCAAGAUCCAAUGCAAGCAACAUCAGACGAGACUUUGCAAGCAACUUUGUUAUUGUCUCUUUACGAGAACGAGCAAAGUCUGGCGCUCUUCCGCGCAGCGAGAACUCUUGUGCUCAUCAACUGCAUAAGACAAGGCAAGCCUAGCAAACAGCUCGAGGCAGGGAUGAACUGGCUAUGCGAUACAACCGAGGAUGAUCCACUGGCCUAUCUCACUCACUGUACCAUCGAGCUUCCGUCGUUGAUGGAAAAGACCCGACGUGUCUGUGAGCGACAACGGGAUGCCGAGAGCAUGGCAGACAUGGAAGUGCUGAUGGAACGAGCCUGUCAUCUGGAAGCGACCAUGCAAAACUGGGCGGCAUCGUUGUCUGAUGAAUGGCUACCUUAUACGAUCGACUACAUACCAGAGAAGCCAGCAGACCCUCUUAACGCGGAUGCCUGGGUAGGCCCUGUUCACGCCUUCGUCGACGGACACAAGGCUGGCGUGCUGAACAAGCUACACUCGUGCCACAUGCUGUGUGCGCAGGUGAUUCUGAACGGACUUGAAUGGCUUCGACCAUAUGACUAUCCAAUGGAUGACCGCUACAUCCAUACGCGGUGGAUCGAACAACGCACUGUCGACGACAUUUGCUCGAGUGUUCCAUUCUUGUUGGGAAUGGGAAAGCAGGCAGUACGAACACCGGAUCAGAUGGACACGAUAGUCGAUUUGAUAGGUGGUUACUCGCUAAUCUGGCCUCUCCACGCAGCCUCAAGUUGCCCACGGAUAUCAAAGGACCAGUGGCUGUAUAUCUAUGGCCGUCUUGCCAAGAUAGCAAAAGAGUGUGGAUUGGAGCAGGCUCUCCUCAUCUCGUCUGAUCGCAAAGACAAGUUUGUGCCUGGCACAUGA
This is a messenger RNA of Aureobasidium vineae, 1632 nucleotides long. The record is from the annotation of a GenBank genome assembly. Lineage: Eukaryota; Fungi; Ascomycota; Dothideomycetes; Dothideales; Saccotheciaceae.